This is a messenger RNA of Paramisgurnus dabryanus, 2287 nucleotides long. RefSeq names its product tetratricopeptide repeat domain 22 (gene ttc22). The record is from RefSeq and is a predicted model, not a curated record. Lineage: Eukaryota; Metazoa; Chordata; Actinopteri; Cypriniformes; Cobitidae. Gene Ontology annotation, molecular function: protein binding.
GGCACACGCUCUCUGACUUUCCUUACCUGCCUAUCUUCUCCUCUGUAAACCUGUAUUUCCUGUCUUAUCUAUAAGAUCCUAAAGAGCCUCUUUCUUAGUCAAGAACUGUCAGUACCGUGUGUGCAGGUGAACAUGGAGGACAGCACAGAAGAUGACAUUGAGUCUCUAAUUGAGGGAAUGGCUUACAUUCCUGGGCACUUUCAUUUGGAUUUACAUCUGAACGGUGAGCCCAACGGACCAGCUACCCUUCGGCACAGAGACACCCAGCUCAAGAGCGAGAGCCUCAGGGCUGAGCUGGAAGCCGAGACAGGGCGACUCCAAUAUGCUGUGCGCAAUAUGCUGGGCCUCCUGGCUUUUCAUAUGAAUGAACUGAAGGUAGCAGAGGAGGCCUUUCGUAGCAUCUGCCAAGAGGAUCCUGAAAACCUCAACGCCUGGGCCAACCUUGGUUUUGUUUAUGAAAGUUUGGGCCGGGAGCUAGAGGAAGGCGAGUGUGUGGACCGUGUGGCUGCCCUCAUGGGCCCAGAGAUGGGGGAGACCCAGAUGGACUGCAGGCUUCGGGCAGCACGGUGCUUGGCCGAGCAGGCAUACGCAUAUCCUCAUGAUGUGGAGCUGGAGGGAGACGAAGUUUUACGGGAGAGGCUGACAACUGCAUUGAUGUUAUACAAUCGUGCACUUGAUUAUGGAGGGGAAUUGACACCGAUAGAAGAAAAAAGAAGUUGGAAUUUCAAAAUGGCAACAAUUUACAUAAGGUUAGAUGCUAUUGUAAGGGAUUCAAAAGACAUUGAAUCCACAAGACUGACCUAUUUCAACAAGGCCAUUAAUCUUCUUACCGAGACUUUAAAAUCUGACAACACACAUCUCAAGGCCCUGGGCUGGUGCUAUAUAGGUCUGAUGCUGGAGCGAAUGGAGGAGUUUUCCACCGUGCCAAUGUCAGUUCAUGACUGUGGUUUCUCCGGAUCGGAUCCUCUGACCUGUUAUGGAUCGGCCAUUAAAAUCGCUGCAGAUGAUGCAUUCGUACUCAACAGGCUAGCCAACGUGUUUUUCCUGUCUGGUAAACUGGAGAUGGCCACGGGUAUCUGUAACAUGGCUUUGAAUGUCCUGCCUGAUGCUGAACUCAACUGGCAAGCCUAUUGCACUCGUGCCAAGCUUGGCAUUACAAUUUAUGCAAAGGAUCUGGAUAAAGCUAAAUGUGGUCAAGGUGGUAUCCCCGACCGUCAGAUUCUAAAAGAGGCCCGCUCUGAUCUUGAACGUGUUUUGGCUGUCCGACCCUGUUUGAGGACUCAUUUGGAGAUGGGUCAGGUCUUCUAUUACAUGGGUGUGGAUGCCCUGCAGGAGAGCCUUUUGGUGGAUGAGAUGGCAAUAAAUCACGCCCUGAUCAGUCUAUCAAAAGCUUUGCAGUGUCCUUUGGGCUCAACGAUCUCAAAACUACAACUCCUACGUGGUCGCUGCCUGUUGGUGAAAGGGGAGGAAAAAAAUGCGAUCGACUGUUUCAGGCAAGCGCUUGAACUGGAAUCACCUAGUGUCCGAGACACAGAGGUCCUGCGCUGUCUGCUACAGGCAAUUCUUGUGAGCUUCACCCAGAGUGGGACGGACACAGGUGAAGCGAUUUCCCAGUUAGAGGAAUGUUUAAAGAAGGCAGAGAAGCGAUAUGGGUCCAGGAUAGUUCAGACUGAGUUAAAGGCACUGUGCCGAGCACACACGGAUGAGGUGACCGAGUUGUCAAAGGAUCUGGUGAGGAAGGGGAGGCUGGAAGUGGUUAAAAGGUUACUGCAGAGCAUACAGCCACAAGAGAAGAAAUUACCAUUGGGCAGGUCCAUAUCAAUAUGAAAAGAAGACUACGGGAUACUGAAAACGACUAUAACAUGGCCACUGUUGUUAUAGAAGUGUAGAUAACAUUACUGUGAUGGGCAAUUGUGUGAUAUGAUUUGUGCAUGUUAAUAUUUUAUCAGACGUUUUGAAGCUACUCAUUUCAAAAUAGAAAUAUCCUUUGUUCAUGCUAUUUGUUAUGGACAACCAUUAUAGAGAACAUUUUAUUUUUAAAUAUGUACAUUUAUAUGUAUGCAAAAUGCAUAUAUUACUGUUGCAUCAUAGAUAAAACAUUCCAAAGAUUUUUUAGCUAUGGCAUUUUUCCUCCAGCACAUGCCAAGAAGCUUAAAGAACCAGUUAAACAGGACGUAAUUGUUUUAAGCUGGAGAUGUAGCGAUCAUUGAAAUUCAUAGAUUUUUAUCCCAUGCUGGACUGACAUGGUAUUGACAUGGUGUGAAUUACAUAAAGUAGGCCUUUCUUU